Messenger RNA from Cucurbita pepo subsp. pepo (vegetable marrow), 1260 nucleotides. Its product is annotated as putative F-box protein At2g36090. The record is from RefSeq and is a predicted model, not a curated record. NCBI's taxonomy places the organism in Eukaryota, Viridiplantae, Streptophyta, Magnoliopsida, Cucurbitales, Cucurbitaceae. Gene Ontology annotation, molecular function: protein binding.
GUUUGGAAAUUUCUUUUGUUGCGUGCUGUUUGAAUAUAAAUAGCUUACUUUCCCUCUUCAAAGGGAUCAAAGCCCAAAAUUUUCUAGAAAAUGUCAUUUUGUACCAUUGGGAUUUCAGGCCCGGAGCUGUAUCGGACCUCUUCCCCGUCGGCGUUGUCAGCGUUCUCCUCCAGUGACGGUGACGCCGCUACUACGUCUGUUACCGAUAUCCAUCCAGAUGUUCUCCGAACUCACAUCUUGACGCGUCUCGAUGGACCAGCACUUGCCGCGGUCGCCUCAACUUCGUCGCAACUUCAUUGCCUCACUGCCGACCCAAACCUCUGGGCGGAACUUUGCCGCUCCACGUGGCCGUCGACGGCGACACAGCGCCUCCACGCUCUGAUUUCAGAAUUUCCCAACGGUCCUAGGUCCUUCUUCUCUGAUUCCUUCCCUCGUCUCUCUUAUCACUCCGAAACUUCAACCUCUUCUUCUCCGUCCUCGGCAACCUACAGCCGCCGCCGCCACCGUCACCGCCGCCACCACUUUACGCCGGAAUUGAUCUCCGCCGUCGACAUCUACUACCGGGGAGAGAUGGUUUUCAGCAAAGUCGUCGAGACAGAGACCCUCUCCGGAUGGUUCCGAUGCACGCCGUUUCGAAUCGAUAUGCUUGAUCCUAAAGACGUAGUUCAAACGCCGAUUAAAUUUCCAAUCGGCGACGGAAAUACAUGCUGGGAGCUUACGGAGGAUCUGACUCUGAGCUGGAUUAUGAUCGACACCGCCGGACGGCGAGCGAUGAAUCUGUCGAGCUACCGGCCCGUCAGCGUGCAGCGACACUGGUUGAGCGGGGAGGUGCACGUAAGAUUCGCAGCCGUGCUCGAGGGUGAAAGAGGAACGGCGACGGAAUGCGUGCAGUGCGGGAUUGCAGUGACGUGCGGAGGAUGGGAAGGAGGGAAUUUACAGGUGAGGGAAGUGAAUUUGCAGGUGGAGGAUCUGGACGGAACAUAUUUGAAUGGGAAGGAUAGUUUAGUAAUUUUGGAGAGGGCGUUGGAGGGUAAAACGGGAAGAAGGGGAAGGAAAAAGUUGGAGGAGUUUAUGGCGAAGAAAAGGGAGAGGAAAGAAAGGACGUUGAGGAGAGAAGGGACGUUAGAUAUGGUGUGUUUGGCUUUUGGGUUUCUUGGGUUUGCUACUUUCCUUCUUUCUCUUAUUAUUUAAAUCAUAAAUUAAAACUAAAUAAAAUUAAAUAACUACAAGACUAUUCAUUCACACUAUUAGUAUUAUCUU